AUGUUGCUUAGUUGUCUUAAAGUGAUUUCUGAUCCCCGAUACAAAGCGUCAAGAGAAAAUAAAGCUUUUUGGCACGCGAAUGAAACACAACUGUUCCUUAUUUCAUUCUUGAGCGUUGGAAAGCAGCAUAUUUUGCAAAGUAUUUAUACUUUUGUGGAUAGAAGUCUCAACAAGAGCAUGUUUGAGAUUGAAAAUGAAGUUGAAGAGAAUUUGGUGAAAAACUUAUCAUCAACAUUUGCAGUGAUUAAAGUUCGAAUUGUUCAUAUUGGGAGAAAUGACUAUUUUCUUUCAAUUACAAAUCGAGUAACGGAAACAGGAAAACACAAUCAUUAG
This is a messenger RNA of Clunio marinus, 333 nucleotides long. Lineage: Eukaryota; Metazoa; Arthropoda; Insecta; Diptera; Chironomidae. The record is from the annotation of a GenBank genome assembly.